Molecule: messenger RNA, 2619 nt
Organism: Zychaea mexicana
Lineage: Eukaryota; Fungi; Mucoromycota; Mucoromycetes; Mucorales; Lichtheimiaceae
Product: fungal-specific transcription factor domain-containing protein
Exons: 10
Coding region: 1-2619 (872 amino acids)
Biological process (GO): DNA-templated transcription; regulation of DNA-templated transcription
Molecular function (GO): DNA-binding transcription factor activity, RNA polymerase II-specific; DNA binding; zinc ion binding
Source: RefSeq, a predicted model, not a curated record
AUGCAUCCAUAUUCAUCCCCCAAUGCACCACCGUCAUCACAACGUAGUCAUAAUACCGAUAACCAUAGACCGCCACUGUUUUUGAAUCCUAAUAAUAUCGAACAACAUCAACUACCGCCUCCACACCAACAAGCAUCGUCGUCAAUAAUUCCGCACUCGGCAGGAGUGCCGAAAACAACACAAGUCCAACCCCCAUUGCCUAGCCUUGAAGGAUCGCCACACCAACACCCUACUUUACCUCUUCCACACCCCUUUGCUGACGAACAACAGCAGCAACAACAACAACAACAACAACGUGACCUUACUUCGAUGGACGCAAACCGUCAAACAAAAAGAACGAAAAAAGAUCGCGCAUGCGAUCUUUGUCGACGAAAGAAAAUACGAUGUGAUUACAGUCAAGCAUAUCCACAACUACCAUGCACGUCCUGCAAAAGCUAUAGCAAACAAUGUACAUUUAACGAGGCCGCCAGAAAGCGCGGACCACCAAAAGGAUACGUCGAAGGGCUCGAGAACCGAUUACGACGCAUGGAAGAAAUGCUGAUGAAUGUUGCCAGCACCGGACGAUUAUCACCCGAAAGCUUUCAAGAUCUGAUACAGGAUGGUACUACUACUGGUAACAGUAACAGUGCCAAAGAUGAAUCUUCAACUACGACGCGACAAACAAAAAAGCGGACAGAGAAACGACAGAAAUUAUCUCCAUCCUCGGCCUCUUCCCCUCCGUCUUCGACAGCCUCAUCAUCUAACAAUGAUCACGUCAUGACAACCACCACAAAUGAUACCACCAGUAACAACAACACUACAACUGUUAAAUCGCGACCUAUAGGAGCAGCAGCAGCAGCAACAGAUGUUUAUUCCUACGUUGGCAGUUCGUCGGGCUUACACUUGCUCGGCAAGUUGUUUCCCGAAAGCGAUUUUCAAUCCCAUUCCAACAAUCCAUCCGCAUUUGCCGAACAUGAUUCGGAUCUGAUGAUGAAACGACGACCGAGCGAUACGGGCAGCGCUGGGAUUCUACCGAAAUUUUAUCAGCAUGAUCAUGAAUGGAAAUUGCCGCAUAAAGAAGUGGUAGAUCGGCUCGUUGAGUUGUAUUUUAAAAAAAUGAAUAUCUAUAUCCCCAUUGUCGACGAAUCCGAGUUUUACCAAGCCUAUAAGAAGCAUGGAAAGCAAGGAGGAGCUAAACCCGGAGCUAGUGCUGCUGGAAAGGGAGCAGGAGGAGGAGGAAAGGCAGAAAAAGACCAAGAAGGCAAUGAUGACAGUCUAUCGGUCCCGUUGCUUAUAGCCAUCUGUCGUGCCUCGGCACGAUUGCUCGACGAGGACGAUUGGGUGGUCAAAAAACACAAUAUCAGUCGUAGCGAUCUUUUUGUGCAGUUUGCCGACGAACUGUUGUGUGAAACGGUGGAUUUCAUGGAUCCAAGCAUUGAAAAGAUCCAAAUACUCUUAUUGAGCUCGUGCAAUGCAAGGAAAUGGGCGGCCGAGAGUGCGGAUUGGCUGGGCAUCAGCUUGGCUGUCAAAAUGGCACAAGACUUGGGACUGCAUAGGUCAAACACUCAACUGGGUUUGCCGACGCAGAAAAUCGAAGCACGGAAACGAUUAUGGUGGUCGGCCUAUGUGUUGGACCGGUGGAUUUGCGCUACUCUUGGCAGACCUUUGACGAUAUCCGAUGCAGAUUGCGAUGUAGAGUUACCAGCAACGUACAACGGGCAAUAUGUGUUUCUGCGGCAUUUCAUCAAACUGUCGGCCAUUCUUGGCGAUGUGCUUCGCAUCUUGUGCAGUCCGCGCGCAAGAGCGUUUUCUGAUAAGCGACGGGGAAUGGAAGAGAUCUGCCGGAGCUUGAACAGGUCGCUGGAACAAUGGGAGCAGAGUGUACCGGACCAAUGGAAGUUUAGCCCGGCUGAAAUGGAACGGAUUGAACGGAAAGACCUGGAUGUUGAUCUUGAAAUCAAACUGAACCUCGGAGCUGGACAGUUGCGAUUAGCUUACUACUCGGUCUUGCUGUUGCUUAAGCGACCCUUCGUGGCAACGGGAGAAAGCAAUGAGUUUGAGGUUCCGGAUGAAUGUUAUGACGCUAUCCAAUCAAUCCUGAAUAUCGUCGAGGUGGUCCAGGUCAAAGCAAUGCUGAGUUUCAGCUGGUCCCUGACAAGUUACAUCAUGUUCCAAGUGCUGAUAGUGACCCUGUUACUGCUCCGUAAUCACGAUCAACGAAUUGCCACUAAUGCGGAAGCUGCUGUGGAACGCCUUGCCAAUCAAUACCGUCGAGUCGAGGCAUAUAUCCCAGAGCCAUCGGUGAUACCAGUCUUGGAAAUGCUCGCACGCCUGGUCGUAGACAACACCGGCGAUAUCAGCAACGGAAGCAGCAACAGCAGCAGCAGCAGCACUCAUGGCGGUGUUACUAGCAAUACCAAGAAGAAUAGCAGUGACAGUUAUCAGCACCAUCACCACUACAACGACCGCCCCCGCCAGAAACCUCCGCCACCUCUCAAUGACACUAAUUCGUCUGGUGUGAUUCAGUCACCGUCAUCAUCAGGCGAGGAGCAGCAGCAGCAGCAGCAGCAGCAACUCGGAAUGCCUCUCUGGGGAGCGUCGAGCGGUUUAGACUGGCAAGGCACGUGUUUCGUAUAUUGA